Messenger RNA from Myripristis murdjan (pinecone soldierfish), 1508 nucleotides. RefSeq lists its product as uncharacterized. Gene Ontology annotation, biological process: regulation of transcription by RNA polymerase II. Lineage: Eukaryota; Metazoa; Chordata; Actinopteri; Holocentriformes; Holocentridae. The transcript is spliced from 3 exons. Gene Ontology annotation, cellular component: transcription regulator complex; nucleus. The record is from RefSeq and is a predicted model, not a curated record. Bases 83 to 823 code for a protein of 246 amino acids.
GAAUCAGCCCAGGCUCUGGUAUGCGGUGAGCACAGUGGCAGGUGUCGGGUCAGAGCGUGUCGUGGAGCUGUGUGUCCAGGUGAUGGCCUCCAGGUGCCACAGCGAGCGCCAGUGGCGGGAUGAGCUCGACCAGAGGCUGAUUGAUUUCUGGAGGCAGCACGAGUGCCUGUACGACUCGUCCAAGGCGUGCUACCACAACAAGAGGCUCAAAACACGCCUGUGGUCCGAGUUCGCGUCCUCCAUGGGACUCAGCUUUGAUGAUGUCGAACGAAGGUCCAGAUCUCUGCGCACUCAGUACGGCCGGCUGAUAGGACAUCCGGAGAAGCUCAACACCAAGAAGAAGCGCAUGCUGAAGGAGCAGCUGGGGUUCCUGAGGCCUUACAUCGUGCCGAGGAGAUGUGCAGAUGCCCGGGAGGAUGGUUUUGAGGAGGAGGAUGGUGAUGAAGACGAGGAGGAGGAGGACACUGAAGGCAGCAUGGAGACGGGGAGCGUGUCGGCCAGCCCGCUGCACACUGACGGCCCUGUCCCAGAUCCUGGUCUGAAGCCCCAGUGUGCCGCCUCGACUUUACCCCCUGCCUCCUUCCACCACCAACCUCACGUCACCGAGGUCGUGCCUCCACACUGCCACUGCAGGGGCGAGAGGAGCCCUCCUGAUAAACUGGCAGACGGGCCAAAGGAGGACGUGCUCGGCCAGUUUGUGAAGGUCAUGCUGUCCGACAUGCACCAGAUCAAAGACACGAUGGUGCUCAUGAGGCUCCGCAGGGACAUCACCCGCUUGGUGUUUGAGGCAGUGGAGCACGAUAUGCGAAAGCGACCCGUUUGAUCGUGCCAGGGAAACAGAUUUGUGCCGUCAGAGGUGGUGUUUGACUUUCAUGGACCUGAAUGUGUCGCAGUCAAAAGCAGUUAUUUUAACAGAUGUGAUAUGAUCCACAAUUUUAGUGGGAAUGCUCAUUUUUGCAUUCUAAUUUUCAUUCUUGGUGAAAAAUGUGAAUUUUUUUGUUGUAUUUUUUUGUUUUUGUGUGUUUUUGCAGGGGUCUGUAACAAAAAACAUGUUUUCUAAGUUUUGGUGAAUAUAAUCAAUAGGGCAAGGCAUCUCUGUAGCAUUAGUGCAUUAUUGAUAAUGAUAUUUUGUUGCAGAUUUUACCUUUAUUGUCCAACAGUAUUACAUGGGAAGAAAUGCAAAGCUAGAUGGGUAGAGAGAUAAGAUGAAUUUUGAAGUGCUAUGUGGUUUUGAAUUCUCCUGGGUUUUAGGCCUCUUUAAAGAAUCCACAUCAGGUUGCCACUGUUAUGCUGAAGGCUAUUUAAUAUUCUCGAGUCUUCUACCUUUUUCUCUUUAUCUUGAUCCAUCUGCAUCAGUUGCUUUCUCCGGAUUACAUUACUGUUUUUUGUUUUUGUUUUUUCAAACCACAGUUACCUAUGAUCCAGUCAGACUGAAGCCUUCCAACUCAAGGUGACCAUGGGUGAUACAAAUGGCAUUAACAAUAAAGUCUAACUUCUGAAUAUCAUAA